AUGACGGGUCAUUUUGCUUGGCUGGUGGGGAAAUUAAGAAUGAAGCACAAGGUCACCCCGGCUGUCACUGGAGCUCCAGAAUUUCACAGAACAAUUAAUUUCCCACUUUGCCCGGUCAGCUCUGGACGCAGCAGGCUGCGGGGGCCAGCCUCCAGAAUCCGGGAGACCAGAGAAAACAUAACUAGAGUGGUUAACUAUGUGCAAUCCUCAUUUUUUAGUUUUUUAACUGUUUUUCCCUCCAUAUUAAUAUUUUCUUUCUUAGAAUUAGCUUCCUUUCUGGGUGUGUUGUAUGUUUUUGCCUGCUACAAGUACUUCCAUGGUUAUCAGUCUGUGAAAGGAAGGUUAACAGGGUUUUAUUUGAGUGUGAUAAUUCUGAUUUGCUUGAUAACCCUGGGUGAAGCUGGGACUGUCAGCAGCUUUCUGGAUGAAUACUUGGACUUCAGCAUAAUGGAGAAAGUCCAUAAAUUGCUCUGA
Molecule: messenger RNA, 474 nt
Organism: Corvus hawaiiensis (hawaiian crow)
Lineage: Eukaryota; Metazoa; Chordata; Aves; Passeriformes; Corvidae
Gene: MGST2
Product: microsomal glutathione S-transferase 2
Cellular component (GO): membrane
Source: RefSeq, a predicted model, not a curated record